Molecule: messenger RNA, 959 nt
Organism: Ooceraea biroi (clonal raider ant)
Lineage: Eukaryota; Metazoa; Arthropoda; Insecta; Hymenoptera; Formicidae
Gene: Ski6
Product: exosome complex component Ski6
Biological process (GO): rRNA catabolic process; nuclear mRNA surveillance; U4 snRNA 3'-end processing
Cellular component (GO): cytoplasmic exosome (RNase complex); nucleolus; nuclear exosome (RNase complex)
Molecular function (GO): RNA binding
Source: RefSeq, a predicted model, not a curated record
CCUGACAGAUAACCUCACGUCGUACAUUUCAAUGUAACAAAUGUGUACUUAGAGGUUAAAUUAAACAUAGGUUGUUGUUAAUUGAAACAUUAAUGAGAAAGACGUGAUGGAACCGAAUCAAGAAGACGGUCAGGGUGGAUUGCGCGCGGACGGCAGACGAGCGUUAGAAUUAAGACAAAUUCGCACGCGGAUGGGGGUGUUCGGGCAAGCCGAUGGCAGUGCAUACAUAGAACACGGCAACACGAAAGUUUUAGCCGCGGUGUACGGUCCUCAUCAGCCAAGAAGUAGUGCCUCGAGAGGCAGCACGAAGGCUCUCGUGAACUGUCAGUACAGUAUGGCUGUAUUUAGCUUCUCCUCCGGCGAACGGAAACGAAGACCUAGGGGUGAUUGGAAGUCCCAGGAGAGGUCAGCUCAGUUGCGGCACUCCAUGGAGGCCAUAAUACACUUGGAGUUGUAUCCACGUUCCCAAAUCGACGUCUUCGUAGAAAUCUUGCAGGUCGAUGGCAGUGAUUACUGCGCGUCCGUGAACGCAGCGACGCUUGCGUUGAUCGACGCUGGAAUUCCGAUCAAGAAUUACGCGAUAGGUUGUACCGUAACUCUCAUCAACACGCCGUCGACGGAGGACGAGGACAAAACGCUAGCGAUGGGAGUACUGGACGCGAACUUCGUGGAAGAAUGCUCGCCGGGAGUUACCCUGUCCGUCGUCGCGCUGCUAGGCACGAACAGCGACGUGGAGAUAGACGGCAGCGGCUUGAUAGUGAUAGCACACGGGGCAGGGCAGAGGUUGCACCUGUCGCGCUUGGAAACUCUCAAGCAACGUGCGUUACAAGGUUGCCAAGACAUAAAGAACAUAUUCGACGCGAGUGUGAGGCGACACUUGAACGCGAAUAUGCUACCCUCUUUUUUGCACACCUCGCUGGAGUAGAAGGAGAAAAUAUACCCCAUGAUGUCACAGACAA